Messenger RNA from Myotis daubentonii (Daubenton's bat), 4627 nucleotides. It is a transcript of the gene FAM53B, whose product is annotated as family with sequence similarity 53 member B. The record is from RefSeq and is a predicted model, not a curated record. The transcript is spliced from 6 exons. Gene Ontology annotation, cellular component: nucleus. Gene Ontology annotation, biological process: positive regulation of canonical Wnt signaling pathway; protein import into nucleus. NCBI's taxonomy places the organism in Eukaryota, Metazoa, Chordata, Mammalia, Chiroptera, Vespertilionidae. The coding region runs from base 62 to 1333 and encodes 423 amino acids.
UGCCCGGCGGAGGAUGGCUGGUGCCCGCCCUAGGGCAGAGCCCCAAUCCUGAGGCCCUGCCAUGGUGAUGAUCCUGAGGAAGAGCAUCGACACGCAGGGCGCCCACUCCGCGGCCGGCAGGCCCUUCGACUCGGAGCUGCGCCCGCCGAAGAAGAUGAGUCACGGACCGACCCUUUUCUCUUGUGGAGUGAUGGAAAAUGACAGAUGGCGAGACCUGGACAGGAAGUGCCCCCUUCAGAUCGACCCGCCGAGCGCCAGCCUCUGGGAGCGCCUGCCCGAGCGGUGCCCGGACGGCGCCCUGUGGCACCCGGAGGCGGCGACCGCCUGCACCGUGACCAGCCUCAUCCAAGACCUCAGCCUCAGCGACCACAACGGGAACCCCUCCGCGCCCCCCAGCAAGCGCCAGUGCCGGUCACUGUCCUUCUCGGAUGAGCUGUCCAGCUGCCGGACCUCUUGGCGGCCCCUGGGGUCCAGGGUCUGGACCCCCGUGGAGAAGAGGCGUUGCUACAGCGGGGGCAGCGUGCCCCGCCUCGCCGGCGGCCCGGGCACCAUGCAGCGCAGCUCCAGCUUCAGCCUCCCGUCCCGGCCCGACGCGCUCGCCUCGCCCUGCGACCCCGCGGGCUUUCCCCGCCACCUCGGGGGCCAGGCCGGCCCGGGGGCGCCCGGCGCGGCCACCUGCGGACAGGCUGACCUCUGGAGCCCAGACCUGAGCCCCGCGGGGGGCGCCCGGCUGGACGUGCAGCGGUCGCUCUCGUGCUCCCAGGAGCAGUUUUCCUUCGCCGAGUUCGGCGCGCCCUCCGCCAGCAGCACGCCCGCCUCCACGCCCGAGCUGGCGCGGCGCCCCAGUGGGCUGUCCCGCAGCCGCUCCCAGCCCUGCGUCCUCAACGACAAGAAGGUGGGCGUCAAGCGGCGGCGCCCCGAGGAUGGGCCCGAGCAGCGGCCUUCCCUGGACCUGGCCAAGAUGGCACAGAACUGCCAGACCUUCAACAGCCUGAGCUGCCUGAGCUCCGGGAUGGAGGACCGCGGCCCCCGCAGCCCCUUCGCCCUCCACGUCGGCAGCACCAGGUCCUGGGCCGCCCUGUUCUCCGCCGCCGCCUCCGGGCCCGGGGGCAGGACCCCGGCCGGGACCCCGGUGCCCGAGCCUCUCGCCCCCUCCUUCGAUGACCUGGCCUGCAAGGAGGAGCUGUGCUGGGAGGAGGCGGAGGGCCGUGCCCCGGACGGGGGCUGUGGCCGGCGGGGGGAGCCUGCCCCUGCCUGGCGGGACCGGGUGGCCGAGAGCAGCCCCUGCUCCCUGGACGGCGAGUUGGAUAUUGAACAAAUAGAGAAUAACUGAGGCCUGGCCCCGGGCAGGUGGCGCACCAGGAUCCACGCCUCCCUCUGGGCACGGGCAGGCGCUUGAAGCGGGAGCCCCACUCCAGGGCCUGAGAAAGCGUCCGGAAGGAGUCGGGUCCCCGGGAGCGCGCCCCCUCCUCCCACAGAGGCGCUCCUGCUCGCAGAGCUCCCGGCCCAGGGCGCCCACCUGGCCACGCCGCGCAGCGGAACGGAGCCCGGCCCUGCCCAGCGCGGCCACGGGCCACAGAACUGCUGUGGGUUUGGGUCUCCCCGCCUUUUCCUCGUGGGACGUGGGCCCCACGCAUCCCAGGCACCUGCCGCGCACUCAUCCCCGCUCUGUCUGCUGCCCUGGCCGGGGUUCGACCCUCCGGGGCUUGUUGGGGCCUCAGGCCCAUCCGGGGGUGUCGGGUCCUUCUAGGCCUCCUGCUCAGGUUCCGUGGGGGGUCGCCCCCAGCUUCUUUAGCUCAGUCUUACUCUGUGCCUUGCCUCCGGGCCCCGCCUCAGGCUGGAAGGUUCCGGAGGCGCUUCCUUCUGCAGCAGCACCAGACCCGAGUGGCCUUAAUUCCGAGUGAGCGACAGAGGCCCGGGGCCGGGGGGCCUCCGCAUCUGAACUCUCGGGGCCAGGGAACAGCUUGGGGUGCUUGUCAGAGGCCAUCUAUGUGGGGCAGACGUGGGGUGGGGAGACAGACCCGCUUACCUCCCCCGUGUGUGGCCAGCCCGGCCCCGUGGCUCCCGGCCACUCCGGGGGCCACUCUGCAGGGUUGGCAGGGGGCAGCCGUUCCCCGUGCCACCCCGUCACUGAGGGAUGGGCUUAGUUGAUUCCGGGAGCGGAGAGAUGGCACCAUGGAAGGGCAACCUCUUGAAAACGUCCUCAGGAGGCAGGAGGGUGAGCAGGUGCGGGUGCCGCUGGCCGCUCCGGGGCCUGGUCGAGGGCCUGCACAGUCCCCUGUGGAAUUCCAGGUGUGUGCUCGGUGGUGGUGGGCAUUCCCUGGGGGCUUUAAUCAGGGCACCCCGUGCUCAGCAGUAGGAGUGGAGUGUGUUCAUUGCCGCCUCCUUGCCCAGCCCCACCGUAGGCACAGAGCUCAAGGCGCACACACAACCUCCCCCCAGCCCCCCCGCGCUCCACCCGCCCUGCUCCAUCGGCCCUGCUCCUCGCACCCUGGCAGCCCUGGUGGCAGCGGUGAGGAGCCUGCCCCUGAGUUUUCACUCCGCCGCCCCGGCUCGGCCCAGCAGCAGACCACGGCGUGGCUGUUGGAAUUGGGCCUUGGUGACCUCGGCACCUUCCGCACACAAUAGCCAUUGGGGGGGCUUAUGAGCCUGUGGCUCCUCCCAGACGGCUAGUAACAGCCGGUGUGCCCUGCAGUCCUGACAGGGUCAGGCCCGUUUGGUCACUGUUCGCUCUCUGCCAGCAGCCCUGCCUCCCUCCUGCCGUUCACACCAAAGGCUCGCACCUUCCCGAGGACAGGUCCCACGGAAGCUCUCCUUAAACCUGCACUUUUUACAUCAAAAGGGGUGGCUUUUUCUACAAAUCAGCAGAGGCCGCUUGCAGAAAACCCAGCCGUGGCCGUGGGAUGGUGUUGAGACCCCGUUGAUGGGCGUGCGGGGCCCUGGGCGCCAACCAGCCUCGCCCGAGUGGCUCCCACCCAAGACACGUCCCCUCGGGGCCAUCGAGCACAUCGCGCCCGUCCCCACUGGGCGGCUUGUGGAGGGCACGUGUUCUUAGCGGUGGCAGAGGAGCUGCAUUCAGAGGCCGCGUGCUCCCUGUGCUCAGCAGCCCGGGUGGGAGGCACUGGGAUUCGGUUGCCGCCAAGAAGAGAGGCCACAGGGGGCCACAGCCUCUAAGGCAGGCCCUCCUGGGAAGGAGCAGGGCCCGCCUCCCGGUCCACACCGCAGGCGCCCACAGCGAGGGGGGCUGAGCCAGGACGGCCUGGGCAGCGGCCCCACAUGCCUUUCCUCGGGCGAAGGAGGGAGCCACGUGGGGGGGGGGGGUGGCCCAGGGCUGCGGUGCAGGUGACCUCAGACCCAUCCUCCCCUCCUGCCCCUGCGGGUCCCGUCCACCAGCCCCCCACCCCCACCCCGCCCAGGGCACUGUCAGGAAGGGGGACCCCAGCCCCGCAGGGCUUGGCCCUCCCCAGUCUCCAAGCCCCUCUGGGCUGGGCUGCCCCGAAGCUCUUUGGCCACGCCCACAGCCCACACUGCAGCAGUGAGGGGAGGGACAGCCUGGGGCUGGUUGUAUGGUUGUCUUUUGGUUGGAGAGGGCAGCCUUCUUCUAGAAGGUUCUGCCACGCUGCCCUGCCCGGAGAGGCCCAUCUGCUCCACCCCCCAGCCCCUCUGGUUUUGGAGGGAGGCACCCUGGCCCCGAUGGUGAACCCCGCCCGCCCCAGGGCGUGGGGUGCUGCCAGCCUCACCGUUUACGUGCCACAACCGCUUGCCUUACUCCCGGUGGCCAAGCCGGGCCCACGGCCUCCCGGCCACAGGGCGUGUCCUGACAAAACGCAGAUCCCCCUUCUCAGAAAGCCUUACUUUUCAACGAGAUGUUUGUAGCAGGAGAGUUUGGUGAGUUUGUUUGCCGGAAGAAAAUGUCAAUAAAGGAGAAGCCACGUGAUCAAACCAAACCUAACGUCUGAAUGGGUGUCCCUGUGCAGAGAGAGUGGUUUCCCUCCCGCCGGUGCUGCCCAGGGCCUUCGGGCACUGCCUGUCGCAGCAGCCUCCCCGGCAUCGACCCCGCAGCCCCCUCCCGGGCGGCCCUGCCACACAGAUCGGGCGCAGCGGCCCGUGCCCUGCGCCUCCGCCUCCGCUCAGGCUGACGGCGUGCCCUCUGGCCUUGGGGCGGUCACCUCGGGGAUGGCCGCUCGGGCUGUGUGCCCAGGCGUGAGCAGUCCCUGCAGACACCGGCUGUGGCGGCCCUGCCUGGCCCGUGGGUGCGGCCCAUGGGCUGCCUCUUGCCAGUCACACAGUUGCUCAAACCCCUCCCACUGGCGCCAGCGCAGAAUACCAGGCCUCUUUAAAGAACAAGACGAAAGAAGUCCCAGGCCACAGCGGAGACUGGGAGCCUGACCUAGCACAGUCUCUCUGGCAAAUGGUGGUGUCGGUGUGUGGGGGUGUCCUGGGGGCUCGGGGACAGUGAGCCUGUUUCUGGGGUGGCGGCCCCGCCGGGUGGGGUCUGGCCACCUCCGCCCCCACGGCUGUCCCCCCCUCCCCACGGGCCACGCUGGCUUGCACUAGAGCCCUCUAGUCUCAGGAAUUCGCUUGUUACUUUUACUGUGUAAAUAAAGCUUCCUGGUUUAAUGUCUAA